UCUCUUCCAAUUUGUGUAUAUAUGUUGUUGUUCUUGCCUGCGUAUAUGUCUGCAAUUGAUUCUAGGAUUUGAAGUUGAAAAUAGCAGGCUUAGGAUAGGUUUGGAACUUGGAUCGAAAGAAAAGGAUAGGAAAAGAAAAUCAAGGAAUUGAAGUGAAGUUUAGAUUUAUCGCAAUGUGGACUCUGAAAUUAUUCAAGCGUGUUUCGUGAUUUCAUUUGCACAAGUUACAAUCAAGCAGUUCUUCGUGUCCUUUUAAUUGUCUAUGGAGAAUGGCAGGACGCUCAUAUGGAGGUCAGAUACACAGAUGUUGAUUACCUUGUGUUUUCUGAUGCUGCUUCCUUUAUGGCCUCCGGGAAGUCCCCUUACGAAAGAACCACGUAUCGGUACUCACCACUGAUUGCAUUUCUUCUGAUACCAAAUUCAAUAAUACACCGCUCAUGGGGAAAAUUCCUCUUCUCUGCUUCAGAUUUACUUGUAGGUUUGUUUAUCCACAAGAUUCUGAAGCUACGUGGGGUGCCUGAAAAUCAAUGCAUUCACUCCGUAGUGGUGUGGCUCUUCAAUCCAUUUACCUUCACUAUUGGAACUCGUGGAAAUUGUGAGCCCAUUGUUUGUGCAAUGGUUUUGUGGAUCAUUAUCUGUCUCAUGAAUGGUAAUUUGUUACAAGCUGCAUUUUGGUAUGGACUCGUUGUCCAUUUAAGAAUAUAUCCUAUAAUUUAUGCCCUUCCCAUCGUCUUAGUUAUUGAUCCUCUCCACUUCCGGUCUCAUAAAAAGCCAGCUCUUACAGAAUGGAGUUCAAGUAAUGGAAGGUCAAACAAAAACUUUAGCAGCAAGAAAAAUUUUUAUCCACACCAAGUAUGGGUUGCUUUAGCUGGCAUGUUUACACAAGAAAGACUAAUUUUUGGGCUAAUCUCUGGAGCUGUCUUCUUCAUUUGUACUGGAAUUUUCUUCUAUCUAUAUGGUUGGGAAUUCUUGCAUGAGGCGCUGCUGUAUCAUCUUACUCGUACUGACCCAAGGCACAAUUUUUCAAUAUAUUUUUACCACAUCUAUCUGCAUUAUGGACAUGAGUUUUCAGUUCUAGAAAAGCUCAUCUCUUUUCUUCCUCAAUUUAUAGUACAGCUAGCUCUCGUUUUUCGCUUUGUGCAGGAUUUACCAUUCUGUUUCUUCGUACAAACAGUAGCAUUUGUAGCAUUCAAUAAGGUCAUUACAGCGCAGUACUUUGUGUGGUUCUUCUGCCUGUUGCCUCUAAUACUGCCCUGGAGCAAUAUGAAACUUAAAUGGGAAGGUGUCUCCUCCAUUUUAGUAUGGAUGGGAGCUCAAACCCAUUGGUUAGCAUGGGGUUAUCUUCUUGAAUUCAAAGGCAAGCAUGUCUUCCUGCAGCUGUGGGUGGCAAGCUUAAUGUUCUUGGCUGCCAAUACCUUCAUCCUUAUCAGAAUCAUACUCUACCACCGAUUGUCUCCCUUGUUCAAGUCAUCGCCGAGUGCUAGUUCCAAGAGAACAACGAAAUUGGAGUAAGGGGAUGGCCUGCCAUAGCUGAUUUUGCACUUUAGAGCCUUGUGUGAUUUUAACAGUUGAAAUCGUGGGGACCUGGUUUCCUGUGUUUGACUACUAAGAUUUUUCGGGUGCAAUGAAGUAGAGUGGCAUUCUGGCUCCAUUUUUCCUGUCAGGAGAAAAACAAAACCUUACCAUGUUGACAGGAGGAGCUCUGGAGUUGCACUGUUUUGCUGUUGCUCAGUUUAAUUCGUAGCACAUUUCCAAUACUCUUACUGUGACAAGCCUUGGGAGCUGCCCAUUCUUUCCCUGGCCCCUGAAAUGAAACUGCCAAUCUUACAAGUUGAAAUGCUGUCCAUUAUUGGAGAGUUUUCCUGUCCCAUAGGAAAUGCUGGCCGUUGAUGCAUAUAGGCUUAUUGUGCUCUCUGUGGUGUUGAUGUCAUGAGCUUAAUGCCCCCUCUUAAGCACAGCACUUUGAUCUAUUUCUGUGUAUUUUGUGAUCAAUUUUUAUUAUUCUUAAUCAAAUCUUAUUGAGAGUUUUGCAACCACUUUGCCUACCCAUGCCAAACAUACCUGGUAGAAAAAGAUGUAUAAACCCAUGAGAUUAAGCUCUGUAUGUUACUGGCACUUUAUCUAAGAUUAUUGCAGGUUAUUAUAGAUAAUUCUUGAUAAGUUUAG
Diospyros lotus (date-plum) is the source of this 2166-nucleotide messenger RNA. RefSeq names its product GPI mannosyltransferase 1. The transcript is spliced from 5 exons. The coding region runs from base 286 to 1512 and encodes 408 amino acids. Gene Ontology annotation, biological process: GPI anchor biosynthetic process. NCBI's taxonomy places the organism in Eukaryota, Viridiplantae, Streptophyta, Magnoliopsida, Ericales, Ebenaceae. Gene Ontology annotation, molecular function: alpha-1,4-mannosyltransferase activity; GPI mannosyltransferase activity. The record is from RefSeq and is a predicted model, not a curated record. Gene Ontology annotation, cellular component: membrane; glycosylphosphatidylinositol-mannosyltransferase I complex.